AUGAGAACAGAAAUACAAUUAUUAUCCUUAUUCUUGCAUAAAUUAAUCAAAUCGAAAUUAUUAUAUAUUAUUUUUAAUGAAUUAGAAAAGCAAAAAUUGUCAUUAUACUUCAAGAGAUAACAAUCUUACAAUUCCACCUACUCGUAGAGGAAUUUCGAAUUUUCUCUUAAAAACUUACUCAAUGGUUAUGGUAUGUAAGACAUCUUUCAUUUUCUUAUAAUUCAGAGCUUUAAUUUGUGAAUCAAAUAUAAUGAUUUGAGAAUUAAAUUCUGGAAAAUUACAUUAUGAACCAAUAUAUUAAUAAUUUUAAUAUAAAUUAAAUAAUUAGAAUCCAGAAUUUGAGAAUAUCAUCUCAUUUAAUAGUGCUGGAAAUGCCUUUAUAGUCAAGGAUUAAAAUGGAUUUAGUGAUUAUGUGCUACCAAAACAAUUUAAACAUUAAAACUUUAGUUCUUUUAUAAGAUAAUUGAACAUGUAUGGUUUUAAGAAGAUAAGAAAUGUCAAUAAUUAGAAUCAGUUCAGUCAUCAUUAUUUUUUAAAAGAUAGAGAGUACUGAAUUUGAUUAGAAUAGAGAUCUACUAUAAAAAAUAAUUAGAAAAAACAGUGUUAUUUAGAGAUUUCAUUAUAUAAAAUUAUAGAAUAAAGCAAAAAAAGAAGUUGAUUAAUUAAAUUCCAACUAUUUAGAAUUGAAGACAGAUAUAGAAUAAAUAUAAAAAGAACUCAUUUAUUUUUAUUAAUAAUUUGACUAAGUUAAAUUUGUUAUUAUUAUUAUUAGUUUUAAUCUAGUCUAUCAACUUUGAUUGAUUCCUCUAGACAAUAAAUUAAAGAAUUAAGCAUUAUCAAGAAUCAGAAUUCCUUUUGUAAUGAUUUACUUUUUUAAGUAUUGUCUAAUGUAUCUAAAUCAUAACCUGAAUAAAAUUAUCAUUGUAAAUAUUCAAUUUAUAUAUUGUAUUAGUCCAAUAUCCCUUUGUUAAUUCAACUCAAUAAACUUAAACUACUAAAAGUAAUAGAAGUGAUAAAGAUGAAUUGAAUAAUGAUAAUGAAAAUAAUAACAAUUCAAGUAAAGAGGGUAAAAUCGAUAUUAUUUUUAUUAUUUUAAGAUACCAAUCAAAGUUUUUAGAGUAAUUCUUUUAGAGAACCUUAAUAAUAAUAAUUGAAAUCAGAUUGA
Messenger RNA from Paramecium pentaurelia, 1165 nucleotides. The record is from the annotation of a GenBank genome assembly. NCBI's taxonomy places the organism in Eukaryota, Ciliophora, Oligohymenophorea, Peniculida, Parameciidae.